GCCACCCGCCAAUCAAACCCAAAGAAGGAGAGGAAGAAGAAGAGCGAGCGGACCGAUGGCUGCGUUCGUUUAGCGGCAACUGCUUUAGAAACUGUUUUAAUUUCACCGCUGGUUUAGUGGAGUGGUGCUAUGUCUUCGGGAAUGACUGGGCAAACACCGUGUUUAAGCAGCCGUUGGGAUCAGCCGGCCCAGCCUAAACAGAGUGUAGAUGUACGGCAGCAGAGGGCCCAUGAAAAUGCAGCCCACCCUGUCUCUUUACCAGGAGUCAUGGCCGCCCCUGGUUCAAACAGCACAGCUUCGCUUGCACCAGAAACGGGAGAAAAGCCAGCGCCUCAGGGAGGGGUUGAAAUGGCUGCAGCAAUGGCUGCUAAGAUAAACGCUAUGCUUAUGGCAAAAGGGAAGCUCUUAACCCCUCCACCAUUACUUGCAAAGACCCCUGCAAGUUUACCGGUGCCAACUGUCACGGAGGAGAUGGUGGUUACAGAGGUUGAUAUAAACGACGUUCCUAUAAAUUGUAGGGACCUUCUUACUAAAGGCAAAACACAGGAGGAGAUCCGACAGUUUAGUGGAGCUGUUGUCUCAACAAAAGGUCUUUACAUGACAGAUGCUGACAAGGGGAAAGCAGCAGGACUAAGACCUCUAUAUUUACACGUCCAGGGGAAAAACCAAGACCAGGUCAACAAGGCUGUGAUGAGGAUUAAGGAAAUCAUCUCUGAGGACCUUUUGAGGGCCUCCGCAGCAUCAGGAGGGCAACAGGUGCCGGUCAUGCCACCAAUCACACUUUAUCCUCAACCUCCCCGACCGGUCAUUCCCACCCCAACACCACGGAUGCCUAACGCCAACGCAGUGCCAAGCCAGGGACACCGGCCCGCUGCUCCUCAUUCAGGGAGUUUUGUCCACACAAAGAUUUUUGUGGGUCUGGACCAGACAUUGCCUUCGUUCAACGUCAAUGAAAAGGUCGAGGGUCCAGGAGGUUCGUACCUGAGUCACAUCCAGACAGAGACGGGAGCUCGAGUCUUCCUCAGGGGAAAGGGCUCUGGCUACAUAGAGCAGGCAUCAAAACGAGAGUCAUUUGAGCCGCUUUAUGUCUACAUCAGCCACCCGAACGCAGCAGGAUUGGAGUCAGCGAAGAAACUCACAGAGAGUCUGCUGGAAACUGUGAGAGCUGAACAUGCGCGACUGGUGUCGACGUACACGGCCACAGGCUCCACACAACCAUACGCAGCACAUGGAUUUCCACCUAAUAGCAAUUACUCUAGCCAGGGGUCCUGGUAUAGCUACCCAGCAAAUGGGUAUGCUGGCGGCUAUUCAGCGUACCCAGGAGCCGGUGGUUAUUGGAGUAAUGCAAAUGGUCCCCCAAGUCAUUCUAACAUGUCGACAAACCCUCCAUCUUCUCAGGCAAUGGUUCAGUAUCCGGUGUGUCCUAGGAAACCACAUCCCUAUCUUGUCCAGGAUCCAGGCAGCAGUGAGGGCGUGGAGCCUGAAGAAUCUCUGAGCACUCCCCUUGAUUCAGGAAGUCCUAAACAGCAUUUCCUGGAGGCGGCUAAGGACGAACAGCCCACCAGCAGCUCUCCAAAGAGCCCUGCUCGCCAGGAGUCCACCCUUCCUGCAUCCAGCGCUGGAGAAGAGAAAGUAGCAGAAAGGUUUCUGAUGCCUCCACCGCCACCUCCCUUCGUGGCCCCGGCCCCCGUUGCUCACAAAAGGCAGAGAGACGCAGCGAGAGACGAUCCGGCGAGUCAUCCCAGCAGCAGCAGCAGCAGCAGCAGCAGCAUCGCAUCAACGGGCGUUCCAGAGGACGUGCCCCAGAAGAAGAAGUCCAAGUUGGAAGAAGAUGCGUCAGGGCUGGUGCCCUACGGAGGAGAUUCCUCUGACGAAGAGGAGGAGAGGACACACAGCAGUAAGACAGAUAACUCAUAGCCUCUGCCCCGUCCUGUCCCUAGUGUCUAGGUUAUCCAGACCCAAAGUCUGCAUUCAGCCUAUCGACCCCAUCUCAAACUCAAAUCACAUUCAAGAGGAAAAGUCCACCUUUGUAAUACACAUAUACACUGUUUGAGGCUAUACCCGUGUUUUUUCCCAUGUUUCUCUCCAUUUACUACAAAGAACAUAUUGCUUACCAUUUCCCAAUAAAAAUAUUCAGUAUUUUAACGUCAUGGUUUUUCAUUAAUCUGAAAUUUCUGAUGCCACUACAAGUAUUGGCUUCCCUUUUAGGAAACGUGUUGUAUUUGUAAGCAGUUUAAACAUGUGAAACAACACCAGCAUAGUCUUUGAAUUACACCUGUUAGUUCCUUCUCUAAUUUUCUUUACAUUUUUACGCUUUGGUUUUUCUUUCCUGUGUAUUUCCCAUAAUGUCUUUCUAAUCCCAUGACACAUGAGACAUGUGAGCCAGUUGGUUUUGGUCAAGUGGGCAUAGUUAAAUAUAUGCCCACCUGUUUAGCAAAUGUAAAUAUAGAUGCCAACUAGUUCCCCGCCACUGUGGCUACAUGUCAUUUAGGAAAUUGGAGCAUUAAAAAUCAAUUUUCUAUAUUAUCUCCCUUUUGUUAUUUCUGACUUUUGUGUACUGUCUGUCUCUUAAGUGUUUAAUUCCCAAUGUUUGAAAUUACAGAGAAAAACAGCACAUCAUCAGUGACCUGUUUUAACAGUGUGUAUGUAUUCAGGGUGGACUUUCCCCUUUUUUAGGAUGUGAGUGCAAUUGUAUAAAAAUUACAAAGGGAGUUGUUGUUUUUUUUUUUAAAAAAAUGAAUUUCUUUGUUUUUAUUUUUUUCCCCCAAUGCAUCUUUUGUCAAUCAAAAACAAAAACCUUUUCCUCUUUUUGAAUUUCAACGCCUUGUCCGUUGCAGUUACAGAUGGUUUAAAUACAUAUUGUACAAUUGAGUGAAACCAUUUUGUAUCUUGGAAAAUGGUCUAUGCCUGUUCCCAUGGAAUAUUUAAGUAAAAUAAAAACAGCUGAAAAUC
Mugil cephalus (flathead mullet) is the source of this 2952-nucleotide messenger RNA. Its product is annotated as KH homology domain-containing protein 4-like. Gene Ontology annotation, cellular component: nucleus. The record is from RefSeq and is a predicted model, not a curated record. The coding region runs from base 130 to 1917 and encodes 595 amino acids. Gene Ontology annotation, molecular function: RNA binding. The transcript has 14 exons. NCBI's taxonomy places the organism in Eukaryota, Metazoa, Chordata, Actinopteri, Mugiliformes, Mugilidae.